AUGUCGGUACCGAUACUCGAGACUUGCCGGAAGAGAAAGAGGAAGCCGAGAGUUUACAAUCUGCAUCGAUUCGGAGAAGAAGGGUUUCCGAUUAACCGGAGCGGAAGUUUCCGGGAUGAAAUWAGGGGUUUYCUCCGGGAAUUUUCGGAGGUGGAAGAGUACAACAUCCGUGGAAUGCCGGUAUGGUGCACACUACUUAGCCACGAGACGAAGAACUCGGUGAUUCCGCUCUAUACUGUUGAAGAAGAUGUUAUUCGCUCACCGGAGCCGUACUGCGAUCAAUGUCGAUGCACAGGUUGGAGCAAUCACUUCGUAUCAAAGAGAAAGUAUCAUUUGAUUAUACCUAUUGAUACCGAAUGGAAUAUGCCUUUAGAAGAUGAUGUUUUUGAUAUGCAAACUCAUCUUUUACAUGGAUUGAUUCACACUAAUGGCUGUGGUCAUUUGAUCUCCAUCAAUGGAAUGGAAGGAGGGUCGAAAAACUUGUGCGGAAGAGAAAUCAUAGACCUUUGGGAUCGUAUAUGUUCUAAUCUCGGAGCAAGGAUGAUCACUGUCGAGGAUUUGUCGAAGAAGAGAUCCAUGGAUCUUCGGUUAUUGUACGGAGUAGCGUAUGGCCAUUCUUGGUUUGGACGAUGGGGCUACAAGUUCUGUCGUGGAAGCUAUGGUGUGACUAAGAACGAUUACGAGAAUGCUAUAGAGCUUCUUGGUUCCCUUGAGCUUGAUGACAUCGAGUUUGAUUUCAGUGAACAUAAACAAUCCAAAGAUAUCAAACAGAUUUUCCGGUACUACAGAGAAAUGAGUGAAGGGCAUUUGAAGACACUGAGAGAUCUCUUGCGGUUCAUGCUUAUCAUCAAGUCUCAUGCUCCACAAACGAGUAAGCUUCCUGCGGUUCCUCCCCCAACAGAGUUCCCUCAUCAGAAAAGAUCGAAAAGGUUGUUUUUGAAGAAAAGCGAUGACAAGUCUCUGCAAUAUAGAAGUUACAGCGAUGUGGCGGCUAAUUUGGGUAGUAGAUGGCCUGUGAGAAGACUGGAAUUCGCAGCUGAUGUGAUUGUAGAGUCACUGAAACAAAUGAAAACACUGAAGCAGAAUGGUAUGACUCGGCAAGAUGUUAGGGAUGCAGCUAGAUUGCAUAUUGGAGAUACCGGUUUGCUAGACUACGUGUUGAAGUCGAUGAACAAUGUGGUCGUUGGGAAUGUUUUGGUUAGGCGUUAUGUGGAUCCUCUAACACGGAUUCUACACUACACAAUACAGGAGCUUGAUGGUGCGACGGAACUAAUAGAACCAAAGAAAGUAGCUGUGCCAGAGGUGAUUCCUUUGAGGCUUGUGGCAGAAUCGAAACCUGGAGCUGAUGUUCAUGGAGAUCUGUUGUUACUAUACACAAAUGUGCUGUUGAAUUACCCGGAAUCCGAAUCAGUGAGAUCUGCAACGCAAGCGAUCCUAGACAGUAAACAUUUCGUAAAGGAAUGGCCUUUAUGGGACAAGAAUGACCAAAUCUUUCGGUUUGUUUGUCGUAUCAGUCCAAGUUUGAUUGGUUUGAGACCAGAACAGAUCACAGAGCUACCUCAAGGUGAAUUAGUCACAGUCUCAUUGCAAGCCACAGUGUUUGAUCUAAAGCAAGCCAUUGAAGAAACAUUCAGAGAUACUUACUGCAUCUUGACUAAUUUUGUUGUGAGUGAGAUCGAUGAGCUUAGAGAAGAAGACAUGGAAGAUGGUGGUGAUAGGAAGCUACUGUUUAGAAGAAUCGAGUCUUGUUCUGCUUUAACAGUGAGAGGAUUUGGGAUUGAUUUGGAAUCAAAACUGAAGUUUCAAGGUGGAUGUGACACAUGGAUGGUGAAAUGUGUUUGCAGAGCAAGAGAUGAUGAUGGAGAAAGAAUGGUAGCUUGCGACGUUUGCGAGAUUUGGCAACACACAAGAUGCUGCGGUAUCGAUGAUUCGGACACUUUGCCUCCACUUUUCGUUUGUUCGAAUUGCUGUGACGAAUUCGCAGAGCAACAGAGAAAAGUUUUGCAGCCAAAAUACGAGUUUCCAACUACAGAGAACAUAUUACUACUCGAAGCACCAGACAAUUACUUUGGAAUGAUGAUGUUCCCUUCAGAGAACUUCUUUACUGAUCAAUACAUCAUGUAA
This is a messenger RNA of Arabis nemorensis, 2124 nucleotides long. The record is from the annotation of a GenBank genome assembly. NCBI's taxonomy places the organism in Eukaryota, Viridiplantae, Streptophyta, Magnoliopsida, Brassicales, Brassicaceae.